AUGGCCGAACGUUAUAUCCCAGAGCAUCGUCGUACACAGUACAAGGCCAGAAACCAGUUUCGGCCUGACGAGCUUCGUCGUCGUCGUGAAGAACAGCAGGUCGAAAUUCGAAAGCAGAAGAGAGAGGAGAACUUGGCCAAGAGGCGAGGUAUCCAAACCCGGGAUGGCGGUAUUGGUGUAGGAGGUGGUAUGGCUGCUGCCACUGAGAGCGAUGAUGAAGCCAGUGCCAUCGAAAGUGAGCUUAAUGUCGAGCUACCCGAGAUGGUCAAGGGUGUUUUCUCCGACCAGAUUGAAUCUCAGAUCCAAGCCACAACCAAAUUCAGGAAGCUGCUUUCUAAGGAGCGUAACCCUCCCAUCGAGCGUGUCAUCGAGACCGGUGUUGUCAGCCGUUUCGUAGAGUUCCUCCGGUCUCCUCAUACCCUGGUCCAGUUUGAGGCUGCCUGGGCCUUGACCAACAUUGCCUCCGGAUCUGCCCAGCAGACCCAAGUUGUCAUCGAAGCUGGUGCUGUGCCCAUCUUCGUGGAACUUCUGAGCAGCCCCGAACCCGAUGUGCGGGAGCAGGCCGUGUGGGCACUGGGUAACAUUGCCGGUGAUAGCCCCCAGUGCCGCGACUUUGUGCUCAAUGCUGGUGCUCUUCGUCCCCUGUUGACCUUGAUCAACGAUGGCCGCAAGAUCAGCAUGCUCCGCAAUGCCACCUGGACUCUCAGCAACUUCUGCCGUGGCAAGACCCCUCAGCCCGAUUGGAAUACGAUCGCACCCGCUCUCCCCGUUCUCGCCAAGCUCAUCUACAUGCUAGACGAUGAGGUCCUUAUUGAUGCUUGCUGGGCUAUUUCAUACCUGUCUGAUGGCACCAAUGAGAAGAUUCAGGCUGUCAUUGAGGCUGGCAUUCCUCGCCGUCUGGUCGAGCUGCUCAUGCACGCCUCCACCUCCGUGCAGACCCCCGCUCUUCGCUCGGUCGGAAACAUUGUGACCGGCGACGAUGUUCAAACACAGGUGAUCAUUAACUGCGGCGCUCUGCCCGCCCUUCUCUCCCUGCUGAGCUCCACCAAGGAUGGUAUCCGUAAGGAAGCCUGCUGGACCAUUUCCAACAUUACCGCUGGCAACUCCACCCAGAUUCAGUCCGUGGUCGACGCUGGAAUUAUUCCCCCUCUGAUUCACCUGCUUGCCAACGGUGACUUCAAGACCCGAAAGGAAGCUUGCUGGGCCAUCUCCAAUGCUACCUCUGGUGGUCUGCAGAAGCCCGACCAGAUCCGUUACCUCGUGACCCAGGGAUGCAUCAAGCCCCUCUGCGACCUGCUCGCAUGCCCUGACAACAAGAUUAUCCAGGUCGCUCUUGAUGGUCUUGAGAACAUCUUGAAGGUCGGUGAGAUGGACAAGGAGGCUGCUCAGUCUGGUGAGGCUCGUGUCAACCGCUAUGCCCUAUUCAUUGAAGAGGCCGGUGGUAUGGAGAAGAUCCACGACUGCCAGAACAACGCCAACGAGGAGAUCUACAUGAAGGCAUACAACAUUAUCGAGAAGUACUUCUCGGAUGAAGAUGAGGCUGGUGGUGAUAUUGACGAGCUUGCCCCUCAACAAACACAGACUGGCUUCACUCUGGGCACAAAUCAACAGCAGCCCGGUGGAUUCACAUUCGCUAGUGCCAACGGUGGUGACUCCAUGGAUAUGUAA
Molecule: messenger RNA, 1668 nt
Organism: Aspergillus ochraceoroseus IBT 24754
Lineage: Eukaryota; Fungi; Ascomycota; Eurotiomycetes; Eurotiales; Aspergillaceae
Product: karyopherin alpha
Exons: 3
Coding region: 1-1668 (555 amino acids)
Biological process (GO): NLS-bearing protein import into nucleus
Cellular component (GO): nucleoplasm; cytoplasm; nucleus
Molecular function (GO): protein binding; nuclear import signal receptor activity
Source: RefSeq, a predicted model, not a curated record